UUUGUCCCCUUCAGCCAAUGGGUUCCAUAAUUCCAUUCACAUGUACAUUUUUGUCCAGCAUUCAUGGAACUCAUCUUGCUUAAUGUAUCCAUCGUUUCAGCCUUGUCGUCAACGAUUCCUCGCUUUACAAACUAAUAUAAAUACUAAUAUAGUUGAUCAUAUGUGCUUUCGUUUACCUGUUGUUACAAGAGGAGCGAUAUCUAUUUACUGUGUCUAUGUCAUGUCAUGGCUCCAAACAAGGGACUCGCUAAGAAAAGGAAAAGGGAGAAGCAGAAGGAAGCAGAUGGGUAUGCAGAGGCCUUUUCAGAUAGACAACAAAAUGACGAAUCAGAUUGGUGGCAUGAUUUCUUACGCAGAACUUCCACUUCAGCCUCAGUGGGUAUGGAUAAUGAAGCAGAGAAGUUCAAGUCAUUUUUCAGAGUUUCAAAGAAAACAUUUGAUUAUAUCUGCUCUCUAGUUAAGGAAGACUUCCUAUCAAGGCCAUCAUCAAGUUUGGUAAAUGUUGAAGGUAAGGCACUAUCAGUUGAGAAUCAGGUGGCUAUUGCUCUAAAACGAUUGGCUUCAGGUGAAUCUCAGCUUAGUGUAGGAGAGGCAUUUGGUGUGGGGCAAUCAAUAGUUUCUCAGGUGACAUGGAAAUUUGUUGAAGUUAUGGAGGAACAUGGUCUACAGCACUUAAAGUGGCCUGAUGCAAGUGAAAUGGAGAAGAUCAAGGGCAACUUUGAAAGGAUCCAAGGUAUGCCUAACUGCUGUGGAGUCAUUGACGUGACCCACAUUGUCAUGUCCUUGGCAUCAAGUGAAGCUUCAGCUGUCUGGCAUGACCAUGAAAGCAAUUACAGCAUGCUUUUGCAGGCCGUUGUGGAUCCUGAUAUGAAAUUUCGUGAUAUUCUGACUGGUUGGCCUGGAAGUUUGAAUGAUUACCGUCUGCUGAAAAAUUCUUGCUUUUUCAGACUUUGUGAGAGUGGGAAGAGGCUAAAUGGCAGAGUGAAAGACUUGGCACAAGAACUACAAAUUCGAGAAUACGUCAUUGGUGAUACAGGUUACCCUCUAUUGCCAUGGCUUAUCACUCCUUAUCAAGGAAGAGAAAAUUCCCCUUCUAAAAUGAGGUUUAAUGCAAGGCACCAUGCCACAAGAAUGGUUGCAGAACGUGCAUUGGCACGGUUCAAAGCAACAUGGAGAAUUAUUGAUGGUGUGAUGUGGCGGCCAGACAAGCAUAAAUUGCCUCGGAUAAUCCUUGUUUGUUGCUUGUUACAUAACAUCAUCAUUGAUCUAGAAGAUGAAUUGCAACAAGAUGUUGCAUUAUCCCAACAUCAUGAUGCAGGUUACAAACAGCAGCUCUGUCAAUGUGUUGAUUCAAAUGCUGAAACACUAAGAGACAAAUUGACUACUUAUUUAUCAGAGAACUUACAUUCCUGAACUCCAGAAUUUGCAGUUUUUCCAUUUGAUUCCUUCUUUUGUUAAUAUUCUUUACACCAUUAAUAUCUACUUUAUGAAGCAUAGGAAGGAAGUCCACUUCAGUCUAGGGAAAUCUACACAUUUCAAGUGAAUCUGGAAGAUAUUUGAAAUUCACUUAUAAAUCACAAUCCUCUUGGAUCUGUUACAGGGACAUAUCCUUGUGACGGGAUUCUAUUCCAUAUUAACAUUCUCCAACAAUCACUAUUACUAUUAAGGAUACAGACAUAAAUAAAGUGAAGUUCACUGUGUCUA
This is a messenger RNA of Cryptomeria japonica (Japanese cedar), 1704 nucleotides long. RefSeq names its product protein ANTAGONIST OF LIKE HETEROCHROMATIN PROTEIN 1. The transcript is spliced from 2 exons. Bases 226 to 1413 code for a protein of 395 amino acids. NCBI's taxonomy places the organism in Eukaryota, Viridiplantae, Streptophyta, Pinopsida, Cupressales, Cupressaceae. The record is from RefSeq and is a predicted model, not a curated record.